This is a messenger RNA of Zingiber officinale, 2750 nucleotides long. Its product is annotated as putative respiratory burst oxidase homolog protein H. The record is from RefSeq and is a predicted model, not a curated record. The transcript is spliced from 15 exons. Gene Ontology annotation, molecular function: NAD(P)H oxidase H2O2-forming activity; calcium ion binding; peroxidase activity. Bases 1 to 2535 code for a protein of 844 amino acids. Lineage: Eukaryota; Viridiplantae; Streptophyta; Magnoliopsida; Zingiberales; Zingiberaceae. Gene Ontology annotation, cellular component: plasma membrane.
AUGGAAUCGCCGCAUCAACCUGUGGAUGUUCCAGAGAUCGAUAAUUCUGCACACCAGCUCCAUGCUACUAGUUCUCAUGGAGAACCAGACCAAUCAGCUCCAGCACAGCAGCUUGUGCUUGAACCUGACGUUGAGCUGCAGGGCAUCACCCCGAAGCAUGGCCAGCAUCUUGUGCUUGAACCUGACGUUGAGCUGCAGGAUAUCACCCCGAAGCCUGGCACUGAAAAGCAUCAACAUCGUAGGACGAGAGGGUUUAUAUCCGGUGCUCAGAUCAAGUUCCUCGACAAGACUUUGGCAGGGAAGGGAGGCUGGCAUACGAUCGAGAAGCGAUUUGAAAAAUCUGCAGUGGGCGGCAGGCUUCAGAAGGAGAAUUUUGGACCUUGCAUUGGUAUGGCUGAUUCAAAGGAGUUUUCUGGGAAGCUAUACGAUGCUCUUGCAAGACGAAGGAAUUUGGAUCCUGCAUCUGGAAUAACUAAAGAAGAGCUAAAUGAAUUCUGGAAAGAAAUGACAGACAAAAACUUCGACUCUCGACUACGGAUAUUCUUUGACAUGGUUGACAACAAUGGAGAUGGACAACUCACUGAAGAUGAGGUCAAAGAGGUGAUCAUCCUGAGUGCCGCAACAAACAAACUUUCGAAACUCAAAGCACAUGCUGCGACCUAUGCAGCUCUUGUCAUGAAGGAACUAGACCCUUACAACCAUGGCUAUAUUGAGAUUUCGCAGCUGGAAACUUUGAUUCAAGGCCUCGUUAGCUCCCAAGGAUCUGAGAGAACAUUCAGACGGUCACAUGGGCUUGCAAAAUCAAUGAUGCCAAAGAUAUACAAAAGAGAUAACAAAUUUGUUAGAAGGGCCACAGAUUUUAUGUAUGAAAAUUGGAAGAGGAUUUGGGUUCUUUCGCUAUGGAUAAUCGUGAAUCUAGCACUAGCAGCAUGGAAAUUUGAACAGUACAGGAGGAGGUCAGCUUUCCAAGUAAUGGGCUACUGUGUUUGCAUAGCCAAGGCAGCAGCAGAAACCCUGAAGUUGAACAUGGCUCUCAUUCUCAUCCCUGUUUGCAGAAACACACUUACAAGACUCAGAAAAACUGCUCUUGGUUCGAUUUUCCCAUUUGACGACAACAUCAAUUUCCACAAGAUCAUUGCGACGGCUAUAGCUAUAGGGGCAGCAGUGCAUACUCUUGCACAUGUAACAUGCGACUUCCCAAGACUGAUAACUUGUCCAAAACCAAAGUUCAUGACGACAUUGGGACCAUAUUUCAACCACAAGCAACCGACCUAUCCAUCUCUACUGGCCAGCAUUCCAGGAGUCACUGGUAUCCUCAUGAUUAUCAUAAUGGCCUUUUCUUUCACACUGGCAACACAUUCCUUCAGAAGAAGUGUCGUGAAGUUGCCAUCACCACUCCAUAAUUUAGCGGGAUUCAACUCAUUUUGGUAUGCCCACCAUCUUCUUGCAUUGGUGUAUGUUCUUCUCGUACUUCAUUCCUACUUCAUUUUCCUCACCAAGAAAUGGUACAAAAAGACGACAUGGAUGUAUCUAACAAUUCCUAUCCUCUUUUAUGCCUGCGAGAGACUUACUCGAAAAAUUCGUGAGAACAACUUCCGGGUGGAUGUCAUCAAGGCAGCAAUAUAUCCAGGUAAUGUACUUUCAAUCCAUAUGACAAAGCCACCAGGAUUCGAGUAUCAUAGUGGAAUGUACCUGUUCAUCAAGUGUCCAGAUAUAUCACCAUUCGAAUGGCAUCCCUUCUCGAUCACGUCAGCACCAGGAGAUGACUACUUGAGUGUUCACAUCCGCUCCUUGGGAGACUGGACAACUGCUCUCAGAAAUUGUUUUGGAAAGGCUUGUGAGGCUGAAGUUAAGUCCAAAAAGGCAAAUUUAGUUAGGUUGGAAACAACCAUCGUAGCAGAUAUUGAACUUCAAGAUACACGAUUUCCAAAGAUCUUCAUCGAUGGGCCUUAUGGUGCACCUGCUCAAGAUUACAAAAAGUAUGACAUUCUUUUGCUUGUUGGACUGGGAAUUGGGGCAACCCCGUUUAUCAGCAUAUUAAGGGAUAUUUUAAACAACACACAAUCAAACAAAGAAAUGGAAAGUAAAACUUCACAGAAUGAAACCAACAAUGGAGAUGGUCCAGGAAGGGCUUACUUCUAUUGGGUGACCCGGGAACAAGGUUCCUUUGAAUGGUUUAAAGGUGUCAUGAAUGAGGUUGCAGAAAGUGACCACAAUAAUGUCAUCGAAAUGCAUAACUACUUGACAAGUGUUUACGAAGAAGGUGAUGUUCGAUCUGCUAUCAUUGCAAUGGUUCAGUCACUUCAAUACGCAAAAAGCGGAAUUGAUAUUGUAUCUGGAAGUCAGAUAAGAACACACUUCGCGAGACCAAACUGGAGGAAAGUAUUCUCCAACUUAGCAAGCACUCACAAGGCCUGUUCAAUAGGUGUUUUCUACUGUGGACCCUCAAACCUCGCAAAACAACUGAGAGAUCUUUCAAUGGAAUUCAGCCAUGACACAACGACCCGCUUUGAUUUCCACAAGGAGAACUUCUAGCAAAGGACUCUAGAAAUACAAGAUUGUAUGAUAAUUCAAAGAGUGAAAAACUCAGAUGUUUUAAAAGAAUCCAUAAUAAAGUUGUGAUUGUUGUAAGUACAUCUAGCAAUUGGCCUGCAUAGAAGGAAAAGGAAGAAACUUAUUGAGUUGGCUGGAAAAUAUCUCAGAUGUUAAGUUGUGAUUGAUUUGAAUAUUACUAGUUAUUAAACCCAACA